Molecule: messenger RNA, 393 nt
Organism: Micromonas pusilla CCMP1545
Lineage: Eukaryota; Viridiplantae; Chlorophyta; Mamiellophyceae; Mamiellales; Mamiellaceae
Exons: 1
Cellular component (GO): membrane
Source: RefSeq, a predicted model, not a curated record
UUCGGGAGCGCGUACCUCUCUCGGCUCGCGCCCGGGACGACGAUCGCGUCGCAUCACGGUCCGACGAACGCGCGCGCGCGGUGCCACCUGGGGAUUCGCGUGCCGACGCGCGGCGCCGCCGCCGGCGGCGCCGGCGGCGUCUCCCCGGCGUGCGUCUUGAAGGUCGCGGACGAGUCGACGACGUGGCGCGAGGGCGAGGCGCUCCUGUUCGACGACUCGUUCGAGCACCACGCGGAGUAUCGCAAACGCGACGACGCGGAAUGCGAAGGCGAAGGAGGAGGCGGCGGGAGAAGCCGCGUUGGACCGACGCGCGUCGUGCUCGUCGUCGACUUGUGGCACCCGCGGCUGACGCGCGCGGACCGAGACGCGUUGGGGGUUAUGUACCCCGCGGAC